AUGUCUUGCACGCACGUUAUUCAAGCCGCUACCCAAGAACGCAAAAGACAGAAGGCGGCACAACAUACAAAGUCUAGAACAGCCGCGGCGUCCCCAACGCCAGGGCAGGGGACGCCACAGCAAAGCCCAUCUCGACGGACGUCCUUCAACGGAACGACGAUUGCAAUAGGUUCACCGGCCCCUACACAUCAGUCCUUGGAGUCUGGAUCGUCUGGGAUGGUGGAGGCCAUUGGCUCCCGUCAAAGCUCCCCAGGCUCAACUUCGACAACUUCGACAGUGCAGUUGAUAGCAUGGCUGCUUGCGCCGGAUGGCGAGGCGUCUACGCCGCAUUCGCAGGGGUUGUCAGGCUGGCGUGGUCGACAAGGCCAGUCCAUGCCAGCGUCCGAGUCGAUCACUGGCGAGCUCUCCCCAGUGGACCAACUGCUUGUGGAGGAUUACAUGCGCAACGAAUUUGCACUGGACCUAACUGAGACUUAUUUCCAAAUUGUUCACAUCCGCAUCCCUUUGCUGAAUCCUGACCUCUUCCGGGCCCGUCUCCGUGCCUCGGUUCCCUCUACCUCCCUUCCCAUACCACCAGGCUAUUCUUCGAUUGCGGAAGCGCUCGGACCUCCCUCGCCCGCUCUGCUUGCCACCCUGAUGGCCUGCGGAGCUAAGUUCUCCGAUCACCAUCUCAUGCAAUUGGAUCGAGAGACGAACGGAGGCAGCAGCCGCAUUCAAUCCCGUCUCCUUGAGCGAGCCGUGGAGAUUGCCGAAGCCGAGAAGGUAUUCCGCACUGCGACUCUUGAGAACGUAACCCUUUCUAUGAUACUGGAGGGGAUGGAUCCAUUAACCUUAGGACGACCCGACCGGCCUGACGGCCCAGGUGGGUUUUGGUUGAAAGUGGCCGCUGACCACAUCUUUGCCCUUGGAUAUAACAAGGAUUCAGUCGUUUCGGCAAUUCCUGAUGUAGAAACUAAAGGACGUGCCUACUUCGCUUGGUGGAUAACAUAUCUCACAGAUGCCUAUUCAGCGGCCUUCUUCCGGAGAAAACCUGCUUUGAGUGACCAUGAUCACAGCCAUGCGCCUCCUGUUGCCAUUGACACAACUCAAUACAGCGAUCAUUCGGAGUUUGCAAUCUGGCUAUCGGCAGUUUAUGAUCUUGCGGUUGCGGCCCGGAAGCUCGCUGUGACUGCCUUCUCCGCUCGAUCACAGACCCGUGGCAUUGUGGCAACAGAGCUCCGUGAGGUAGCAGCACUUCUAUAUCGCUGGCGGGACAACCACCUUGCUCGGGUUGGUGUUCCUACCACCAUGCAGGUGGACUGGGAUUACCUAAAAGCCAUCACCUGCUGCGUGAGUGAUGCGAACUACCACGUGAUGUGGAUCAUUGGUCACCUCGCAAUACUUGACUUUGAUAUCAGUCCGGGCGGGUCCAACGUCGCUCAACCCAAUACCCCCCCGGUGGAUACAGAUUCCACCCGUCUUGUGCAGGACUUGAAAGCGGAAUUUGCAUACGAGGCUCUGCAUGCUGCCACACGCAUUUCAGCGCUUACAAGUUUGCUCACGUCCCACGGCUACCUUAGACUGGACUACAACGUGCUCCAUUAUGCCAUUUAUGCGGCUGGUCUAACUCUGGCCCGGGAAGGAGCACCGGAGACGGUCAAUUGCAUCGCAGGGCUGCGCCAGUAUAGCUCAGCAUAUCCGGAUGCUGGACCCGAAGCAGAUCAUAUAUCAACAAUUUUUGCUCAGACGACGAUGACACAGCACCAGACUUCUGCUCGUCACGCAACUGGCCUACAAUUUAUGCCCUUGAACACCACCACUGUCUCUUCCCUGCCCCCCUUACGCUCAGCUGAAUCCACCGCCAUUGAUCUAAACGACCCAGUCAUGAGCGGUCCCUCCCUAGGUCUGAAUUCGGAAAUUGGUGCGAAUCACCAAUCCAGCUCUUUGCCCUCUGCUCCAUUCCUUGACUUCGGACCAAACGUUUCUCUCCUUCAGCCACCUGAUCUUGCCAGUGCGGUUGCAGAGCCAUUUUUGCGAUUGGGACUGUCCGUCGCUCCUUCAACACAAACACAACGUGGCCAGGCGUCGAUCAAUGACGCCAGCACUACCACCCAACGGCUGCAAGACGAGAUAAUGGAAGGAGAUGUGCCGGAACAUCUCACUAACGACGCUUUCGAUCAUUUGCUUUUCGAAUAG
This is a messenger RNA of Dacryopinax primogenitus, 2175 nucleotides long. RefSeq lists its product as uncharacterized. The coding region runs from base 1 to 2175 and encodes 724 amino acids. The record is from RefSeq and is a predicted model, not a curated record. NCBI's taxonomy places the organism in Eukaryota, Fungi, Basidiomycota, Dacrymycetes, Dacrymycetales, Dacrymycetaceae. The transcript is spliced from 12 exons.